Molecule: messenger RNA, 1439 nt
Organism: Culicoides brevitarsis
Lineage: Eukaryota; Metazoa; Arthropoda; Insecta; Diptera; Ceratopogonidae
Exons: 3
Coding region: 64-1296 (410 amino acids)
Source: RefSeq, a predicted model, not a curated record
UAAAGCGCGCUCAAAGUUAAAGCUCCGAUCAGUUUUUUGGCGGGAAAAUUUUAAAAUUUAAAAAUGUUCACGACAGAAUAUCCCGAAUUCAAAUGGUUAACUCCCGAGUACAUUGGAAACUUGUUAAAAGUUUAUUUCAGUGAAAAAACGUUGGAAAUUCAGUCCUUGGACGUUAAAGCAGCUUCUGGCAAAGGCGAUUCGUAUGGCGGGAUUUUACUUCGCGCUCAUAUUUCGUUUUCCACGCAAAAUUCAAUCGUAAAAAAGACUUCUUUAGUCUUGAAAACUCAAAUUUGGAACGAACUGACGGAAAAAACUCUCAAAGUCUACGACAUUCACAACAAAGAAAUGAUAAUUUACGAAAAAAUCUUACCCAAAAUCCGUCAAUUGCUGCUGUCAAUUGGAGAAAAGGGCGACAUCUUUCCCACAGCGAUCCACGUUGAUCGCGAAAACGACGUGAUUGUCUUCGAGGAUCUCUUGUUGAAGAAAUAUCAGAUGAAAAAUCGGCUACAAGGCUUGGAUCGGGAACAUGCCUUACUGGCAUUGUCUAAAAUGGCGAAAAUUCACGCAGCAUCGGCAGUUUUGUACGAAAAGGAUAACAAAAUUUACUCAUCUCUUGUUUCGGGAAUGUUUACGCGUCACACGGAUUGUUACCACACAUUUUUCAGGACUUUUUGGUCGACAUGCGCUUCGGAAGUCAGUAAAUGGGAAGGAUUUGAACAUUAUGGCAGGAUUUUGCAGAGAAUGACUGACGAUAUGAUUGAAAAUGCUUGUAAAGUCUAUGAUUUGGAGGAGGGAGACUUGCAUGCUUUGAGUCAUGGGGACUUUUGGUUGAACAAUGUGAUGUUUUGCUAUGAAGAGGAUGAUUCCUUAAAAGAUGUCGUAGUCCUUGACUGGCAAUACUCAACUUAUGCCUCACCAUUACUGGACUUCAUUUUGUUCGUUUUUACAUCCACAAAUGACGAAAUUCGUCUCAACCACGCGGAUGUCUUUCAAUUUUAUUACAAAGAAUUAACAGAAACCCUGAAAAAAUUGAAGUAUCCGAAGCAUAUUCCAACUUUACUUGAAUUUCGGCAACAAUAUUUAAGAAAAUCGUUUCUAAAACUCACCUCCUGCAUAAUGAUGCUUCCGUCGAUGAUAAAUGAAGUUACAGACGAUGCUGAAUUUGAAUCCCUCAUGUUAGACAAUGAAAAGGCUCGGAGAUUUAAGAACACGAUAAUGAGUAAUCCAAAAUAUCGGGCGAUUUUGCAAAAGUUGCUUCCAGUUUUUGAUUGUGAAGGGCUUUUAAAUGGGUAUUAAGUGUUGAUAAAAUUAAAAUUAUAAAAUUUUUAUUUUUAAUAAAAUUAAAAAAAAAUGGGAUUUAAGGUUUUAAAUUUUUUUUUACAAUUAUUUCUCGGGUUAAAUAAAGAAUUUUUUUAAAAGUUUUUGAUUCAAAUAAAAUA